Heteronotia binoei (common prickly gecko) is the source of this 1680-nucleotide messenger RNA. Its product is annotated as zinc finger protein 397-like. Gene Ontology annotation, cellular component: transcription regulator complex; PcG protein complex. Lineage: Eukaryota; Metazoa; Chordata; Lepidosauria; Squamata; Gekkonidae. Gene Ontology annotation, biological process: regulation of transcription by RNA polymerase II. The annotation marks the transcript as partial. The record is from RefSeq and is a predicted model, not a curated record. The transcript has 4 exons. Gene Ontology annotation, molecular function: DNA-binding transcription factor activity, RNA polymerase II-specific; RNA polymerase II cis-regulatory region sequence-specific DNA binding.
AUGCAGCUUCAUGCGCUCCCUAUCAAAAUCCAGCAGCGCCAUGGGAUGAGGACACCAGGGGGGGGCACUCCACUCCCAACCAAUCACCAGCCAGAGCUGCAGGAUGACGACAGCGGGAAGCGCCGAGCACCGUUGGCUGCUGGGAAAGCGAGGCAGGCAGGUGCAGACAGCGGUGAAUCGGAGAAAGAAGUCUGUCUUCAUAGCCGAGUCACUCAAGGUACCUUUACCCAGUUGGAGGUGACCCAAGAGCAGGCGAAGGAGAUGGAAGAGCAGCACCCAGGAGAACUUCGAGGUGGCACGAUAUCGAGCAGAGGCCCCCAUCGCACCCAAGCUGGGAGUGGUGCUGCUGAAUUACAGGAAAACACUGUGCCAGUUAUGUCUUUCCAGGUCAUGCCUAUCUCAGACGUGCAUUGCCAACGCUUCCGGCAGUUCCUCUACCGAGAGGCGGAUGGGCCCCGAGAGGUUUGCAGCCAGCUCCAUCGACUCAGCAACCGCUGGCUGAAGCCAGAGAGGCGCUCCAAAAAGGAGAUCCUGGACGUGGUGGUCCUGGAGCGGUUCCUCGCCAUCCUGCCCCUGGAAGUGCAACGCUGGGUCAGAGAAUGUGGGCCAGAGAGCAGCUGCCAGGCAGUGGCCUUGGCUGAAGGCUUCCUAGAGAGGCCGGCAGAGCAGGUGUGGGGACCAUCCGUGGAGAGAGACGCAGCAUUCCCCGAGGUGGAAGAAGCUUCCCUGGAGCGAGAGCAGAGAGCGCAGACCCUGGAGGGUGCCCAAGAUGCCCUCUCCUGUGCAGAGGAUGAUCAGAAGAAUGAAGAGGGUGAUGAACUUGAUCAGCAUUUGCCAGAAGGAGUUAAGAAUGAAGACUUGAGAGAAAAUAUCAGGAGUCGAGGCAGACCUAAGAGAAUGAAAGUCAGGCAUAUAAUUGAGAAAAGAGAUGUAAGAUGGCGUAUUGUACAUUUUCCAAAUCAGAGAAUAAUAAAGGCAAGUACAUCCAUUCAAUGUGGAAAGUAUUUCAAAAGUAGAUCGGAGUUCCUUGUGCACCAAAGAACCCACAGAGGCAAGAAACGCUUUGGCCAUCUUCAAGAACAUAGAAAAAGCCACACAGGGGAGAAACCUUUUGAAUGCUCAGAGUGUAAAAAGAGAUUCACUCACAGUAGCAUUCUUCAAAGCCAUCAAAGAACCCACACAGGGGAGAAACCUUUUGAAUGCUCAGAGUGUGCAAAGAGAUUCAGUCACAGUGGCCAUCUUCAAAGGCAUCAGAGAACCCACACAGGGGAGAAGCCUUUUGAAUGCACAGAGUGUGGGAAGAGAUUCAGUCAGAGUGGCGAUCUUCAAAGGCAUCACAGAACCCACACAGGGGAGAAACCUUUUGAAUGCUCAGAGUGUGGAAAGAGAUUCAGCCAGAGUGGCGGUCUUCAAAGGCAUCAGAGAACCCACACAGGGGAGAAGCCUUUUGAAUGCUCAGAGUGUGCAAAGAGAUUCAGUCACAGUGGCCAUCUUCAAAGCCAUCAGAGAACCCACACAGGGGAGAAACCUUUUGAAUGCUCAGAAUGUAAAAAGAGAUUCACUCACAGUAGCAUUCUUCAAAGCCAUCAGAGAACCCACACAGGGGAGAAACCUUUUGAAUGCUCAGAGUGUAAAAAGAGAUUCACUCGCAAUAGCAUUCUUCAAAGGCAUCAGAGAACC